Trichosporon asahii var. asahii CBS 2479 is the source of this 1326-nucleotide messenger RNA. RefSeq lists its product as uncharacterized. Bases 1 to 1326 code for a protein of 441 amino acids. Lineage: Eukaryota; Fungi; Basidiomycota; Tremellomycetes; Trichosporonales; Trichosporonaceae. The transcript has a single exon. The record is from RefSeq and is a predicted model, not a curated record.
AUGACGAAUUCCCGCUCCUCUGCGAGCGACGCUCCUCAUCAACGCACCAAGACUCGCCUAGACCCCGAGAUCAAGCAACCUCUUGACAUUCACGCGUAUCCCCACAUCCUGGACGCUGUGAUCGAUGCCGCGGACUCAAAUGUGCUGCGUGCUCUGCGCGCUACUAGUCGGGAGAUGCGCUCACUAGUGGACCAGCGCGAUCGACACCUAACUCUAGAGCAGAUGGCCGAAACACCGCACAAGGAGUCAGAGGACGACUAUGAUACGUGGGAUUCGGAUUCGGAGGAUGGGAACACUACCCCGGCCAAGCCGGUCUGGGCGGUGACGAAGUCUGGUGUGCGUUUCUCGUCGUUGCCUGACAGCACGGAUGUGUUGGACAUCAACGGACCGGUGGGCAGCUUGUGGUACGACGUCGUCCAUUCCAAUCUGGGCCUAGACUCGGAUUCGGAUGACUGGUCGGACUCGGAAUCGGAAGACUCGGCAUACGCAGCGCUGAACGCUUCUUUGUUCGGACCGUCGCCGUGGGUUCCGCAAUGGGUGCAGAGAAACGGGCGGUUGUUCUACCCCGAUCAGUGGCCACGCCUCGUUCGCUAUCCGGACGGCUUUGACGACAACCGCAGAGCCCUUGGCCCACUCAAGCCCGAUCCUUGCGCUGUGUACUUCUGCGAGUUCAGCGACUUCGUUCUAGGACUCUACCACCUCGACAGGCACUACAGCGAAAGGGGUGGAGCGCGCGAGUCCUUCUUGGACACCGUGUUCACUGUGGACCUCGUGGAGGAUAUCCUGGGCGAGAAGCUGUGGGAAACCAUCAACCCCAUGUUUGAAUACGACCUUCACCUUGAGUCGAACGCAUAUACGGUGCUUUUCAACACAUCGCCAGAGUUUGUCAAGUCGAUCCAGGACCAGUGGGAGCACCCCCCGUUCUUCGUUGGUCUGCUGAUGGUGAUGACUCGCAACUUCAUUGAAUGGGACGAAGGCAAGGCGACGAUUGUAGGCUACGACACUUGGCCGGUUAACAUGCUUCCGGACCCCAACGAGCGCGACGGGCGCGGACCGUCUAAGACUUCCGCGGACAGGGUCCGCCGUUGGAUUGCCAUUCACGUCGCGGACGUGAAGGAGAAGCUGCAGGAAGAAGGCGAUUCGUAUAGCCGUCCCGAGGCCGAACUCGAUGAUCCUAUCCGUCUCCUUACCCUCGACGAGUGGAGGAUGGAAAUCGGUGAGGAGUAUUACAAGCUCAUGACCGGCAAAUACUACCAGUACGAGUCUGCGAAGCCCCUGCCCCAAUUCAAGCGCCACCCGAGCGUUGAGCCACUGGAUCUCGAGUAA